AAAGGUUUAGAUAAGGAGGAGGGAGACAAAAGCGAUGAAGAGUACACUCCCACGACACCCAAGACCGUGGGACGUGGACAGGGCAGGAAGAGAGGACGGCCUAAGCGUUUAAGUGGGGAGCAGACGGAGGCAAGCAGCUCGGCCGAUGGCACCCCCAAAACCCAGAGCUACAGGGGGAGAGGCAGGGGGAGGGGCAGAGGAAAGGGCAGGGGACGCGGUAGGGGGAGAGGAAGAGGAGUUUCUUCGAAAGAAGAUCUGUUUUUGGAAGAUUCUGACACGAGUGUGAAGGACUUUGGAGACACCUCUGCGGACUGGAGCCCCUCUCAGGAGGAGGAGUCUCCGUCCAAGAAGCCUCGGCUGAGCAGCGGCGAGGGACGAAGAGGACGAGGCCGGGGGAGGGGCAGAGGCAGAGGGAAAGGCAGAGGCCGAGGCAGGAGGAGGGCUGAGGAGGACGAGGAGGAGGGGGGGGAGGAGGAAGAGGGGGAGGAAGAGGAGAGCGGCUCGCCUGGCGCUGAUGAUGACAUUGAUGAUUAUGGUGAUGAAGAGGGUGAGAUCGGGGAACAGGAUCCGUCAGUGACGGGCGAGAUGAUGCUGUCGUGCACCGAGUGCAACAAAAUGUUCAAAGACGCGAGCAGCCUGCACCGACACGAGAAGAUCCACAAGGGACUGAAGCCGUUCGUCUGCAUCUUCUGCUCGAAAAAGUUCCGACAAGCCACGCAGCUGAAAACUCACCUGCGCAUACACACAGGUGAGAAGCCGUUCAACUGCUCCGACUGUGACAAGUGCUUUGCUCAGAAGUGUCAGCUGGUGGCUCAUCGUCGGAUGCACCACGGGGAGGAGAAGCCUUUCACCUGCGAGCGCUGCGGUUUCAAGUUUGCUACCUCGUCCAAUUACAAAAUACACAUCAGACUUCACAGCGGGGAGAAACCGUACGUGUGCGACAUCUGUGGUCAGGCGUUCGCUCAGUCCAGCACCCUGACGUAUCACAAGCGACGACACACCGGAGAGAAACCGUACCAGUGUGAUCGCUGUGGCAUGUCGUUCUCCGUUUCCUCUUCUCUCAUCUCACACGCUAGAAAACACACAGGUGAGACUCCGUACAAAUGUCCGACGCCAAAGUGCGACGCACGUUUUGCGACGUCUUCUGACUUAAAGAAACACAUUCGACGACAUCACCCAGAGGGGAGCAGCGGCGUGCAGUGUCUCCUGUGUGGGAACAGGUUUGCCAGUGUGAAGAACAUGAUCAAACACCAGGAGAAGGCUCACGCUGACGAAGUGCGGCAACACAAGGAGAGAGCCAGAGCUGUCGUCCUCCUGGCCUCCAGUCAUCCCAUGGCCUUCGUCCAGAACAAACUUUCCCAGGAAAACAAAGGUUUGGUGUCCAUAUCCGAAGGAGAGCCGCCCAACCCUGAGCCGGCCACCCCCAACCCCAAAGCCCCGGCUUCAUCCACAGACGUCGCCACCACCAUGGAGUCGGUCGACGUCGCUGCUGCCAUCAUCCAGAGCUUAAAGUCGGAGCCCACUGACCCCCCUGUCACCGCCGCUGACCAGGUGACCUUCGACGCCGACCAGGAGCAGACUAUCAACUCGGACACCCUCCACGCUCUGGUGGAGCAGCUGCGGCCGCCGCCCUCCCCCGCCCAGAGUCUGGAGCAGAUCGUCAUCAUCAGGACGGUGGACACCGAAAACAACCCUCCCCAGCAGUGAGGCCGCGGCAGAGUCGGAGCUCGCUGUGGUGGAACAUUUCUCUUUUUAACACGCAAACCACAAUCGACCUGAGUCUGCAUCGAGGUCCAGGCUCCAACUCAGUGUUGUCUCCCUGAGAAUAGGCUGUGAUGGGCAUUUGGAUGGUUGUGAAGGAUAAAUGUGGUUUAUUACAACUCGGGUCUAAUUUUUAUAGUUUUGUUCAUCGUCUCUGUCAGUAAAACUACAAGUCGACCGUUAACGUAGAGCUGGGAUCGUAGAACUUGGUAGAAUUCAGAAAUACGAGCAGUCAGACGAUCCAGAGGUAAAAACUCAGUCUGUUAUAAACAAAGUAGGAAUCCUCGUUUAACUUUCUGUUCCGAACUGUAGUCGUGUGCUGAGUUUCCUUGUUCAGUGACGGAUUAUUGCCGACUUCUAAUAAAGUGGUUUAAUGAAUCUGGAUAAA
This is a messenger RNA of Paralichthys olivaceus (Japanese flounder), 2149 nucleotides long. Lineage: Eukaryota; Metazoa; Chordata; Actinopteri; Pleuronectiformes; Paralichthyidae. The record is from RefSeq and is a predicted model, not a curated record.